Molecule: messenger RNA, 6668 nt
Organism: Mercenaria mercenaria
Lineage: Eukaryota; Metazoa; Mollusca; Bivalvia; Venerida; Veneridae
Product: scavenger receptor cysteine-rich type 1 protein M160-like
Exons: 42
Coding region: 65-6637 (2190 amino acids)
Cellular component (GO): membrane
Source: RefSeq, a predicted model, not a curated record
AACAUUUUGUACUUCUACAAAUAUUAAGUUAGAAAAUGUGUGGCUGAAGGCUUUGUUUUCAAAAAUGGUUGCUUUUAAUCUUGUUACCUUUAGUGUUUUACUGCUGUUUGAUUAUGCGGCUGGAGCUGAAGUACGUCUAGCUGGAGGGAGGACACCUUACGAAGUGAGGUUAGAAGUAAGACGUAGCAAAGAAGAACCAUGGGGAACUGUUUGUGAUGAUAAUUUUGAUGACAACGAUGCACGUGUAGUAUGUCGAAUGCUCGGGUUUCGUAACUCUGAGAGUUCUUCCGUUGUAGAAGCAUCAGCAUACGGUCCUGGUUCGGGGAAAAUAUUGUUGGAUGAAAUGCAGUGUAUCGGUAACGAGUCAGAUGUUUCUCAGUGUAAAGCCAAUAUAUGGGGGGAGAGCGAUUGUGCACAUACAGAAGACGUUGGUGUCAGUUGCCAAACACCGGUGAGACUUGUAGAGGGACCUCAUUCGGGUAAAAUAGAAAUCCAAAGGAAUGGUUCAUGGAAAUCUAUUUGUUUUGACAAUUUCAACAAAACUGUUGGAAAAGUUAUAUGCCGUAUGUUGGCAUUAAGCACUGGGGAUAUUGAAAUUACACCAGCUGAUUCUACAGGGGCUCUGUCAUCCAUGGUAUCAAGUUGUGUCGGCAAUGAAAAAGAUAUUUCAUUGUGUCAAAUGGCUGAAGAAUCAUGUAGCAGCGCCAGAAGUACCAGUAUUGAUUGUCGAACUGAAGUGCGGCUAGUUGGUGGACCUAAUCAGCAGUUGGGGAGAGUUGAGGUGAAUUUUCAAGACAAAUGGGGAACAGUAUGUGACGACUCUUUUGAUGAUAACGCUGCUUCUGUUAUCUGCCGAAUGCUUGGCUAUAAUCCAAGAGGUGCAAGAGCAAGAGGUCGAGCAUUUUAUGGAAAGGGAAAUGGUAGUGUAACCAUUGAUGAAUUACGAUGUUCUGGUGAUGAGGCGGAUAUUUCAGAGUGCAAGUCAAACUAUUGGGGGUCCCAUACCAAUUGUGAUCAUGACGAAGAUGCUUCCAUUGAAUGCGGAACGGAAGUACGUUUAGCGGAUGGUCCAACACGGUUUUCUGGUCGCUUAGAAAUCAAAUCCAAGUCAACUUGGAAUACCAUGUGUGACGAUUCCUUUAAUAACAAAACGGCGUCUGUUGUCUGUAGAAUGCUGGGAUUUGAACGAGGCAACAUCUCCAUUCAUAACAAUGCUUACUACGGAAAAGGUACGGGCGAAAUAACAAGCUAUCGUUUAGAAUGUCUUGGAAAUGAAACAGACAUAGUUAACUGCAAACACAUUGAUAUAAAGAGCUGCAGCAAUGGUAGCGACGUCGGGGUCAAUUGUUAUUCCGUUACACCUAUCAAAUUACAAGGUGGUCCUACGACAUAUUCAGGAAGAGUAGAGGUGUACAUGCAAGAGCUGUCUACCUGGAUGGGCAUAUGCGAUGAAAGUUAUGGUUUUACAGUUGAUGACGCCAGAGUUCUCUGCAGAAUGAUCGGAAAACCAAACAUGAAUCCAAGUUUUCAUACCUCCACACACCUUUACGAUUAUGUCAUCCGGGGAAAAGCCAUAUCAGAAAUGACCUGCAGCGGAUCCGAACAAGACAUAACAGAUUGCAGAUCCGGACAACAGUGGCUACAUACCAAUUGUGACUAUCCAAAUUACGUCGGCAUAAAUUGUGAGCCUGUUACUAAAGUACGUUUGGUAGAAGGACCUUCUGCUAGAGCCGGACAAGUAGAAAUACAAUAUAACGGUACAUGGGGUACAAUUUGUAUGGAUGAAUUUGAUACCAUAGACUCUGAUGUCAUCUGCAACAUGUUGGGCUAUACACAGAAGUCGUAUCUGCUGAAAAAUGGAGAAUAUAUGCAGGGCAAUAUAUCCAAAAUGAUCACAAACACCCAGUGUAAAGGCAACGAAAGAGAUAUCUCAGACUGCAGAGCUGAUCCAUGGAUGUCUGGAAACUGUCUUAGUGGACUUGACGUCGGCAUUGCUUGUAAUAGUACAGUUCGUCUUGCUGAUGGUACAAGUGAGCGUUCGGGCAGGGUUGAGAUUUACCAUAAAGAAAAAUGGUGGACAAUAUGUAGUGAUGCCUUUGAUGAAAAUGUCGCUGAUGUUGUAUGCCGAAUGGCUGGAUUUAGAUUCUGGAAUGCGUCUGUUCUUCAAGAUUCAUUUUUUGGAAGAGGAUCUGGAGAUGUCUUGGUCAACCAAAUUAAAUGUAAUGGUAGUGAACCCGAUUUAGCAGCAUGUACGUCUUCACCAUGGAAAAAUGCUACAUGCAAACAUAAUCGUGUUGCUACAGUUGACUGCAAAAUUCAAAACACACAAAUUCGACUGGUUAACGGAGACACAAUUUACUCAGGACGGGUUCAGGUCUUUCAUAACAAUAAAUGGGGAACUAUUUGCGUUUCACCAUUUUCCAAAGAAAAUGCAGAGGUAAUUUGCUGGUCGCUGGGAUACAAUUUUACAAGUGACAUCACAUAUUCGAACUCCUAUGAUACAUAUGGAUAUGAGUUUAACAACGUCAUGAUUUCGAACAUGAAAUGUACUGGAAAUGAAACAGAUAUAUCAGUAUGUCCAUCUGACGACUGGGAUACAGGCAACGAUAACUGCAGCAAUUCAUAUUACCAUAGUGUUGGCAUUGACUGCUUAACACCAAUACAACUUCAAGGCGGCCGUACCAAAGCUAUGGGCCGUGUAGACAUACAGCAUGAAAAUUCAUGGGGUACAAUAUCUAACAACAAUUUUGCUGAGAAAAACAUACCGGUUAUAUGUUCCAUGUUGGGCUUUAAUUAUACGAAGAAUUUUGCAAUGGUAAAUAGUACAUUUCAUAGUAGCAGUAGCAGUGUGUCAUGCAUACUAAUUCAAGAUUUGCAAUGUUCUGGGCAUGAAACGGAUUUGCAGCAAUGUCAGUCAUCUCCUUGGCAACUCACCUCAAAUUGCACCUAUGACAACACAGUUUCUGUCAGCUGCAAUACCCAAGUUCGACUUUCGGAAGGGGAAAACUGGCGAACAGGUCGUGCAGAAUUGUUUUUCAACGAGCAAUGGACAGAUAUAUGCCACAUUGACAACACUACUUCAGUUCAAACAAGUAAUGUUUUGUGCAGGAUGAUGGGAUUAAGCACAGGGAAAGUACAAAUAUAUUCAGAAACUGGCAGAUCUACAAAGGCUGCACAAAUAACUUGCGGUGGCAAAGAAAGGGAUAUCUCGAAAUGCAAUAUAACCACUCAAUUUUGUUCAAGUCGAUUAGGAGUAAAAUGCGGUACUGCUGUAAGACUUAUACAUGGUCGUACAGACUUCAUGGGAACUGUUUCUUUAUAUGUACAUGAUCGAUGGGAAGCCAUUCGCUAUAUCAACAACAUACAAGCGGCCGAUGUUGUGUGUCAAAUGUUGGGAUAUAACUUUACAAGAUACAAAAAUGUUCAAUCUAGAGAGGAACUACGCGAUUACCGUUCAUGUGAAUACAACACACCUGAAGGUCUAAACUGUGAUUGGGAUGAAACAGAUAUAUUUGACUGUCGGAAAAGUUACUGGAAUCCGCACAGCAGUUCUUGCAACAAUAUAUAUUCUGGUGUAAAUUGUCAAACACCUGUCCAACUGACUAAUGGGUCAAAGUACCAGUUCGGUCAACUGGAGGUUAAAGAGAAUGACACUUGGUUUCCAGUCUGUAGUAAUGGCUUUGAUCUACAUAAUGCGCAUGUUGUUUGUCGAAUGCUCGGUCAUAAGCAUGUCAAAAACACAACAGCUAUUCUGGGAUCAAUACAAAGACACGGGAAUUUUCUUACCGGCUCGUUGCAGUGCACUGGAAAUGAAGUUGAUAUAUCAGAGUGUCCUACACGAUGGUCAAGCACCACGUGCACGGGCGGAGGUGUAGUCUCAAUUGAUUGUAGGUCCACUGUAAGGUUAAAAGACGGACCAACAGAAUACAGAGGCCGAGUGGAGGUUUUCUAUAAAGGCAAAUGGGGUAAUAUUUGUCACUACAACAGUGCCAAUAAUGCCGAAGUCAUAUGCAGAAUGUUAGGAUAUAAUUAUGCGGGCGCAGCUGUUCAUUCCGGACGUUCAUAUAGAAAUAUAUCAGCAAUCAAUGGUACAUUUACAAUCACUAAUUUGCGUUGCGUUGGGACCGAAUAUGAUAUAACCGAAUGUCCUGCUGAUGAAUGGGAAAAUGGAACAAAAUGUUACUACAACAUGCCUCUUGAAAUUGAAUGCAAUACACCGGUGGCUCUUAUAGGUGGAUCAAAUGCGAAUAUUGGAUAUGUACGUGUGAAUUAUAAUGACUCAUACCUAUCUAUAUGUGGAGAUAAUUUCACCUUGAACGAAGCUGAUGUUAUUUGUAGAACAAUUCGCACAGAAACUAAUCUGAAUGCAACUAUUUAUUACGGAAAUGCGUUUGGAAGCCCAUAUUCUACCACCAUCAAUCAAUUACAAUGUGACGGAGACGAGAUUGACUUGCAGGAAUGUGUGUCACUUCCUUGGUAUGUUACUUCUUCAGGCUGCAACAGUUCGAAUGCGGCCGUCAGCGUUAACUGCCGCCCACACACGCCAAUUCGAAUCAAUGGAUCACACAACACUGGUCUGGUGGAAAUUAACUACGAGAAUGUUUGGGGAACUAUUUGUUAUUACGACUUUGAUAUCAAGGAUGCCAGCGUUCUUUGCAAUAUGUUAGGUUUUAAGAUUGGGAAUGUCGGACGUCCAAUUGAUACGAAAGAAAAUGAUGUGAUCAUAAGAGGAUUACAGUGCGACGGUACAGAAUCUGAUGUUUCUGAAUGUGGAUUGUACUCGAGAUGGUACCCAAGAUAUUAUCCUUGUCCUGGGUCAACUCCAGAAUACAAGGCAACGAUUCAGUGUUCCAAUGAUCGAGUACGUCUAGUUGACGGAGUGAAUGAUUAUCAAGGGAGAGUAGAGUUCCAAUAUGUUGGAAUAUGGGGAACAAUCUGUGACGAGAGCUUUGAUAAGUAUGAUGCGGAAGUCGUUUGUAGACAGAUCGGGAUUAAAUCGGAAAAGAAUGCAACAAUAUACAACUCAUCUAGGUUUGGACAUCGUUACACAAACUUAAUUGUUGAUAAAUUGAAAUGUACUGGCGAUGAGAAAGAUUUAGAUGAAUGCGAAUCGUUUCCAUGGUCUGCAAAUUCCUACAAAUGUGCCAACGGUCAUAGAGAUGCAGGGGUCAAUUGUCGACCAAAGACUCGUGUCACAUUAGAGAAUAGCGCUAGCAAAUAUUUUGGGCGUGUAGAAAUCAAUUACAGAGGGUCAAAUGGAACCAUUUGUGACAGAGGUUUUGACGAAAAUGAUGCUAAAGUCAUUUGCAGGAUGUUAGGUUUCAGCACAUUAAGCACCGCUGUUAGAAAGCAUGCAUACUAUGGUGAAGGCUCUGUAAAAAUUUCGAUAUCAGAUUUACAGUGUAACGGAGACGAACAAGAUAUUUCCGAAUGCAGAACUGAAUACAAUUACCGAUGGGAUAGUCCGUAUCCACACUGCACCCACGCACAUGAUGUUUCCGUCCAGUGUAACACUCCUGUUCGUCUUCGUGGUGGGUGGACACGAUACCAAGGAAUAGCUGAAAUUUAUAUAAAUGGGUCAUGGACAUCAGUGUGUUAUAAUGAAUUUACACAGGAUGAUGCGCAGACCAUUUGCCAAUUAACUGGACUAAAAGAAACUACAAACAGGGCACAUAAUAUUACCAUUUUCAAAGGAAAAUACUUUGGCAUGACAGGCACACCCACAGUAGGGAAUCUUAGAUGCAAUGGAAACGAAGAAGACUUGUUCAGCUGCGGAUCUUCAGCAUGGACUACAAAAGAACCUUCUUGUGAUGAGCAAAUUAUUGCUGCUAUAAACUGCCGGCCAGUCACAAAUAUAAGGCUGAUGAAUAAAAAAACAGAAGUGAGGGCACCAUUGAAUAAAAAUCAAAGCAUCACCGGGAGAGUAGAAGUAGAGUACGAUGGUGACUGGGGUACAAUAUGUGAUGACCAGUUUGAUGAAAGUGAUGCCCAGGUUCUUUGUAACAUGUUAGGAAUUCCAUUCGGCAAAGUUUAUAGAAAUACCCAUAAAACACCUGGCUACGUACACGAACCAGGUACAGGAAAUAUAUUGAUAGAUGACCUCAGCUGUCUCGGUAUAGAAAAAGAUAUAUCGGAAUGCAGAUCAAGAGAAUGGGGAACACAUAAUUGCGAACACAAGGAAGACAUCGCUAUAACAUGCUAUUACAAGACAACAGACCCAUGCAAUGCAGCAGAAACUGCACGUUUACCGAAUUUGGAAAUGCGAUAUGUAAAUAUUAACACGCAACAUCUACAGAAAUCUAUCAACGACUCGAAACUACCGUUUCGUUGGUAUAACGUCGGUAACAAUACCAUGCCAGUUAAAGCACCACCGAAAGACAAAUGUGGAACUCACCUGCCAAUAUUCAGUUCAUAUACAACAGAGAGACUUGGUGCUAAUAAAAGUGCAGAAAUCAAGGCAACGCAAGUAGGAGACAACCAAGCACGGUAUGAUAUAGAGAUGAAGAACUGCAAUGAUGAAUUCUAUGUUUACAAAUUGAGGCCAACGAGUAACGAAGAAAGUGGAUACUGCUUUGGAAUUGGAUCAGAAGGUGAGCUGAAUAAUAGCGUAACACUUCACUUCAUUAAGCUUAGUUGACCUAUUAUCUGUGUAUAACUUUAUUUUAACA